UCGGCUCGACAUCGCCAUGCCAGCCUUGGUAGCUGGCAAACCUCAUCGUGUUCCCCUCGGUCCUGACUCCUCUUCUCCUCCUCAUCCAUCAUCGUCAUCAUCCAAAUCCAAGCUGCCAUCAAUAGACUCAGCACUCCAGGUCCAAAGCGUUCUUUCUGAGCUCCUAUCUAAUCCCCUCAAGUUCGAAAAGUCCAAGCUUCAGCCGCCAAAGGUCAAAUACCCUCCGAUCAACGAGGGCAUCGCCAAGUCUCCACAUAUGACCGUCGACUACGAUGAACCCAUGCGCAAUUCUGCGUCGUCGUCGUCAUCGUCAUCGCCGGCUUCUGCAUCAGCCCUAGCUUCAUCGUCCAAGUCAAUGCUUUCUUCACCCUCGGCCCCUUCCCUCUAUUCUGGCAGGAUCCCCCUAACAUGGCCUCGAGAGGCUAGAAACGUCGGCGCUGGCCUUCACAAUCGAGGAAACACUUGCUACAUGAACAGUACCAUGCAGGCAAUCGUCCAUACUGCGCCCCUCGCACACCUGCUCCUCACUCAGGACGUGCAGCUCCUCAAGGGCAAACUUGGAGGCUCCGUCAAGAACUUUGACCCUGUCAAGGCGCUCCAGUCUUUUACACAGAGGGCAAUCGGCAAGACUGGUGGUCGGACGACGACGACGACGCCAGAAGAGUUCAUUCGCAAUCUCAAGUCAGUCGCAAAGUCGUUCCACCAUGGACGUCAGGAGGACGCACAUGAGUGGCUUCGUCUUCUCCUCGACUCUCUGCAGCAAGCAUGCCUAGCAGAAGGGUCUGCGAAGGCCAAGCAGUCUGCUCUGAGGGAAACGACGUUCGUUCACCAGAUCUUCGGCGGCAGACUGAGAAGUCGUGUGACAUGUGGCAGGUGUAAGCACCACUCGGACACCUUCGACCCCAUCCUCGACCUCUCCCUUGACAUACGUCGCUGCGACUCGGUGCAGGACGCUUUCCACCUCUUCACUGAUGUAGAACAGCUUCGAGGAUCAGAGAAGUACCGAUGCGAAAAGUGCAAAAACCUCGUAAAUGCAGAGAAGCACUUCAAGAUCGACCAGGCGCCCAACGUUCUCACUGUCCAUCUCAAGCGCUUCACUUUUACGGGCGCAAAGAUCGGCAGGCCGAUCGAGUUCCAGGAGAAGCUCAGACUGAAAGGUAGAUGGAUGUCGUCAGGUCAAGACGGACCUUCGUACUCGCUCUACGCCGUCGUGCACCACCACGGGGGCGGCCCUCAUAGCGGACACUAUGUCGCGCAGGUCAAAUCACCCGCAGGCAAGUGGUGUGGAAUGAAUGACGACAUGGUCUCGCCUAGUAGCCGGCCGGGCGCAGCAUCCAAGAGCGCAUAUAUUCUCUUCUACGUCAGGGAAGGCGGCAACGGUGACUCCCUGGCGCAGGCAAUCUCGACUGCGACGACCUCGACAGCUCCUGUGCAUACCAAGUCAGCGAAGCGACCGCCGUCCGACCUCGACGAAGAAGACCUCGGCGCUCGAUCGACUGCCAAGCAUCCGCACCUCUCGACAGCGAGCAGCCCGCCGCAUUCCAAGGUCGAUCUUAGCAACAGCAGCAGCAGCAGCAGCAGCAGCAACAACAGCAGCUUCAUCAAGCACCCCAAGGCGCACCAGAAUGGUCGACCAGCGUCUAGCCCACUCGGUACUUCCAUCCGCUCUCCAUACGCCGCCUCUUAUGGCGGCAAUGUUACGCCCAAUGGUUCUAGCCCACCGUCGUCGCGCUUCUCCCUCUCCAAGGCAGCAAAUAAGCACGGCGCCGAUUUUUUGCAUCGCAUCGGCGGAGGCAAGCACAAAAAGCAUAAGAGUGGAGGGGCAGGUGCGGGCAUCUUGUCGCCCAUCUCGGCGCAGCGCUUCCAUACUCAUGGAGGUGGUGGCCAGGGGAGCAAAGCCAAGGAGCGCAUGAAGGGGAGAAAGUCUAUCUAGAUUUUGAGCGGUGAGAGAAGGCGGGCGAAGGGGAUCAAAGAGGCGAGGCUGCGAAUCUCUGCAUUGUACCAUCAGCACCAGCACUAUCAGCACUUUCAUCGCGAGGCUUCCUCGCAAUUGCAUUGCACAUCUUCAAUCUGCUCUCCCUCUCUCUUGCACUACAUCUUUGCUCUUCCGUCCGGCGGCACAUCUAGUGGCGUUGUACAGAUGAUACCUGUGUCCUCGAGGCUUCCCAGUCUCCAUCGUCUGUUGAUCUCCUGGUAUCCGCCAGGGCUGCCAUCGGCGGACAUGUCU
Molecule: messenger RNA, 2227 nt
Organism: Jaminaea rosea
Lineage: Eukaryota; Fungi; Basidiomycota; Exobasidiomycetes; Microstromatales
Product: cysteine proteinase
Exons: 2
Coding region: 17-1933 (638 amino acids)
Cellular component (GO): cytosol; nucleus
Molecular function (GO): cysteine-type deubiquitinase activity; cysteine-type endopeptidase activity
Source: RefSeq, a predicted model, not a curated record